AUGGCGGAAUCUAUCGAAGCAGACUACCUCGUCGUCGGCGCAGGCGGAAUGGGAAUGGCCUUCGUCGAUACCUUGCUCUCGGAUACCAAAGCUACUGUGGCCCUCGUCGAUCGCUAUAGCCGCCCCGGAGGUCAUUGGACUACGGCCUACUCUUUUGUGAGGCUGCACCAGCCCUCCGCCUUCUAUGGAGUCAACUCUAAGAAGUUGGGCAGCGGCCUCAUUGACCAAGUCGGCUGGAAUAAAGGCCUACAUGAGCUGGCUACCAGCGAUGAGGUCCUGGCAUACUACGACCAGGUCUUGAACCAGCACUUCCUACCGUCUGGACGAGUCCAGUACUUCCCCAACUGCAAUUAUGAAGGCGGCGGCAAGUUCAUCUCCAUGAUCUCAGGCAAGAGUUUCCAAUUAGCUGGCAAUUCCACCCGGAUUGUGGACUCCACGUACAUGCGCGUCAAGGUGCCAUCCAUGGGCCCUCCGUCGUACCAAGUGGCCUCUGACGUCUCUUUUGUGACGCCGAACUCACUAUCGAGGAUAUCGCAACCCUUCGCCAACUUUACCAUCGUCGGCGCCGGCAAGACGGGCAUCGACACUUGCCUAUGGCUGCUUUCGCGAGGAGUCGACGUCUCGAAGUUGACGUGGAUCAUGCCACGGGACUCGUGGCUUUUUGACCGCAGCGAGAGUCAGCCAGGCGCCGAGUUUGCCACGAGGAGCCUCAGUUGUUUCCCUGACCAGAUGGAGGCCAUCAUGGCGGUGACAUCUGUGAGCGAUCUGUUGAUUAGGCUGGAAGGAAGAGGACAUCUCAUGCGUAUCAGCGACGACGUCUGGCCAACUAUGUUCCGCUGUGCCUCCGUGUCGGUGGCUGAGCUCGAGCAGCUGAAGAAGAUCACGAACAUUAUCCGCCAGGGCCGAGUUGUCAGCAUCGGGCUUAACGAGGUGAAGUUCGACAAUGGGUUCAGCUACCAGCCGCAGCCAAACACCCUCUUUGUCGACUGCACGGCGGACGGACUGGAGAAGCGCGAGGCAGUCCCUGUCUUCAACGGAAAUCUGAUCACGUUACAGGCUGUCCGUAAAUGCCAGCAAGUCUUCAGCGCAGCCUUCAUCGCCCAUGUCGAGACAGCUUACAGCGACGAUGAAACCAAGAACAAGCUUUGCCGCCCCAUUCCGCAUCCGGAUCAGGAUUUUGACUGGCUUCUUACCACAUACCUCGAUUUUCAGAACUCCAUGCUAUGGCUUGCCCAGCCCAAAACCACAAAGUGGCUUUCUCAGGCUCGUCUGGACUGGAUCGGCGCCUUACUGGCAUUUCCCCGCACCGGCGACGACGAUGACUCCGACUCCUCGAUGAAAGAGCAGGCCCCGAGCUGGGAUAUGGCUCCGCAGAUCCAAGCGGCGUGUGAGAAACUCAAAGAUUUACUUGCUCAACUUCCGUCGAAAGACGCCGAACGAGUGAAGGGGCAGAUCCACGGCGAGUAA
Messenger RNA from Colletotrichum tamarilloi, 1467 nucleotides. RefSeq lists its product as uncharacterized. The record is from RefSeq and is a predicted model, not a curated record. The coding region runs from base 1 to 1467 and encodes 488 amino acids. Lineage: Eukaryota; Fungi; Ascomycota; Sordariomycetes; Glomerellales; Glomerellaceae. The transcript has a single exon.